Molecule: messenger RNA, 918 nt
Organism: Macroventuria anomochaeta
Lineage: Eukaryota; Fungi; Ascomycota; Dothideomycetes; Pleosporales; Didymellaceae
Product: polyubiquitin
Exons: 3
Coding region: 1-918 (305 amino acids)
Biological process (GO): protein ubiquitination; modification-dependent protein catabolic process
Cellular component (GO): cytoplasm; nucleus
Molecular function (GO): protein tag activity; ubiquitin protein ligase binding
Source: RefSeq, a predicted model, not a curated record
AUGCAGAUCUUCGUCAAGACCCUCACCGGCAAGACGAUCACCCUUGAGGUGGAGUCCUCGGACACCAUCGACAAUGUCAAGAGCAAGAUCCAGGACAAGGAAGGCAUUCCUCCUGAUCAGCAGCGCCUGAUCUUCGCUGGCAAGCAGCUUGAGGAUGGCCGCACCUUGUCCGACUACAACAUUCAGAAGGAGUCCACCCUCCACCUUGUCCUCCGCCUUCGUGGUGGUAUGCAGAUCUUUGUGAAGACUCUGACCGGCAAGACCAUUACCCUCGAAGUCGAGUCCUCCGAUACUAUUGACAAUGUCAAGUCGAAGAUUCAGGACAAGGAGGGUAUUCCCCCGGAUCAGCAGCGCCUGAUUUUCGCCGGCAAGCAGCUUGAGGAUGGCCGUACCCUGUCCGACUACAACAUUCAGAAGGAGUCUACACUGCAUCUCGUUCUGCGCCUGCGCGGUGGUAUGCAAAUCUUCGUCAAGACCCUAACUGGAAAGACCAUCACGCUCGAGGUUGAGUCGUCAGAUACCAUUGACAACGUCAAGUCUAAGAUUCAGGAUAAGGAGGGUAUCCCUCCGGACCAGCAGCGCCUCAUUUUUGCUGGUAAGCAGUUGGAGGACGGCCGCACACUCUCGGACUACAACAUCCAGAAGGAAUCUACUCUCCACUUGGUGCUCCGUCUCCGUGGUGGUAUGCAGAUUUUCGUCAAGACGCUCACUGGCAAGACCAUCACAUUGGAAGUUGAGUCCAGCGACACAAUCGACAACGUGAAGUCCAAGAUCCAGGACAAAGAGGGCAUCCCUCCGGACCAGCAGCGUCUCAUCUUCGCUGGUAAGCAGCUGGAGGACGGUCGCACGCUUUCCGACUACAACAUCCAGAAGGAGUCGACGCUGCACUUGGUGCUUCGUCUGCGUGGCGGACAGUAG